Molecule: messenger RNA, 624 nt
Organism: Aplosporella prunicola CBS 121167
Lineage: Eukaryota; Fungi; Ascomycota; Dothideomycetes; Botryosphaeriales; Aplosporellaceae
Exons: 1
Coding region: 1-603 (200 amino acids)
Source: RefSeq, a predicted model, not a curated record
AUGGAGCCCAAGAGAGGCCCUCCUUGGAUGGAUGACACCCUCCUGCUGCAAUUUCACAAGUUAUAUUUCAUCGCCUUCCAAAAGUAUGAUGACCAAAGGGCUGUCUGGCGUGUUGCUGGAAAGCCUCCAUGCAAUAACUGCAGGAAGAAGCACCCGGAGAUUUGCCUGCCCAAGGCUGCGAAACUGGCAAUGGACUCUGACAUGGAGGCUGGCAGAAAACUGCUCCAACCGAAGUUCCAGCCGAAGACGACGGCACUGAAGGAUCCUCCACUCUGCAAAAAAUGCGCCAACCCGCAUUGGGGAGAUCGCAAGACCCCCCAAUGUCCGAAGUGCAAGCGUCAUCACGGUAAGGGAUUGUCCUGCUAUGCUGCCGUCGACAAGCGGCGAGCCGUGGGGCUAUAUGUCCUGCCUUCCGCACGUGAGGAAAUGCUUCGUCAGUUGGUCCAUGAGGCGGGCAAACGAAGCGAGGCCGACCGGCAGAUGGUAGACGGCAUCAUUGCCACCGUUAAGCAAAAGAUAGAAGAACGCGAAAGCGGCAAGCGCAAGGACGAUGGCAGCGGUGGUGACGGCCACCCUUCUAAGAAAAGGCGCAGAGCGCCCUGAAGGAAAUAGAAGAAAGCCUCC